Terrapene triunguis (Three-toed box turtle) is the source of this 969-nucleotide messenger RNA. Its product is annotated as melatonin receptor type 1A-like. The record is from RefSeq and is a predicted model, not a curated record. NCBI's taxonomy places the organism in Eukaryota, Metazoa, Chordata, Testudines, Emydidae. Gene Ontology annotation, biological process: G protein-coupled receptor signaling pathway. Gene Ontology annotation, cellular component: membrane. Gene Ontology annotation, molecular function: melatonin receptor activity. Bases 1 to 969 code for a protein of 322 amino acids. The transcript is spliced from 2 exons.
AUGGAGGAGGAAGGUUCUGGGCUGAAGAACCUGUCUGCUGGCUUGGGAAGGGAGGAUGGUCUCUACCCCACCUGGGUGGUGUUCACGCUGGCUGUCAUCCUCAUCAUCACCAUCGCUGUGGACAUCCUGGGCAACCUCCUGGUGAUUGUCUCAGUCUUCAAGAACAAGAACCUGAGAAAAGCAGGCAAUGCCUUUGUGGUGAGCUUGGCCAUUGCAGACUUACUAGUGGCUUUUUACCCUUAUCCCCUGGUCCUGAUGGCUAUUUUCCAUGACGGCUGGGUGAUGGGGUACCUCCAUUGCCAGGUCAGCGGCUUCCUGAUGGGCAUCAGCGUUAUCGGCUCCAUCUUCAACAUCACUGGCAUCGCCAUUAACCGCUACUGCUACAUCUGCCACAGCCUGAAGUACGACAAGCUUUUCUCGGGCACCAACACCGUGUGCUACGUGGGGCUGGUUUGGGCACUCACCUUGCUGGCCAUCAUGCCGAACCUCUUUGUGGAGUCCCUGCAGUACGACCCGCGGGUGUAUUCCUGCACCUUUGCCCAGUCUGUCAGCGCCCUCUACACCAUCGCCGUGGUGGUCAUCCAUUUCUUCCUCCCCAUCACCAUAGUCAGCUACUGCUACCUGCGGAUUUGGGUGCUGGUCAUCCAGGUGCGCCGCAGGGUCAAGCCGGACACGCAGCCCAAAAUCAAGUCCCAUGAUUUCUGGAACUUCCUGACCAUGUUCAUGGUCUUUGUGCUCUUCGCUGUGUGCUGGGCGCCGUUAAACUUCAUCGGCUUCGCGGUGGCGGUCCAGCCCACACUGGGUUCCUUGAUACCUGAGUGGCUCUUCACGGCCAGCUACUUCUUGGCCUACUUCAACAGCUGUCUGAACGCUGUGGUUUAUGGGGCGAUGAACAAUAACUUUAGGAAAGAGUACAAGAGAAUCAUACUGACUGUGUUGCAACUGGCUUACAGGGCUGAUGGAGACUAG